This is a messenger RNA of Polypterus senegalus (gray bichir), 858 nucleotides long. RefSeq names its product galactose-specific lectin nattectin-like. The transcript has 6 exons. The record is from RefSeq and is a predicted model, not a curated record. Lineage: Eukaryota; Metazoa; Chordata; Cladistia; Polypteriformes; Polypteridae. Gene Ontology annotation, molecular function: signaling receptor activity. The coding region runs from base 90 to 602 and encodes 170 amino acids.
UUCCUUUAAUGCCAAACGGUGCCAGCUGAGAGAAAGCAAGAGGCUCCGGUGCAUCCCACGUGUGACAGUGAGUGCGAUUCCUCGUCACCAUGCUCCCAGUGCUAACUUUGCUCUUGUUGUGCUUCACUCUGAAGUUCAUCUCCACGGACGCCAUGCCUGCAGAGGUCAAAACUGUGAUCGUGAGAAGCCAACUGUCCUUCUGCCAAGGCAGCUGUGAGAAGGGAUGGGUGGUCUUUGAUGACCGAUGCUACCAGUUCUUCCCUACCAAGAUGUCCGAGAACGAUGCUGAGGAGUCCUGCGUCAGCCUCGGUGGACACCUGGCUUCGGUGCUCAGCGCUGAUAAUAACCAGUUUGUCAACAGCCUCAUUCGAAGUAUUGACAAGAGUGGUCCCGCCACCUGGCUUGGAGGCUGCGCCUGUGAGAAGGUGGGGGACUGGAAAUGGAUUGAUGGAUCCAAGUGGGAUUAUUCAAACUGGAAACCUGGAGAACCUAACAAUUCCAGGAAUAAAGAGAGGUGUCUUCAAAUGAUGUCAAUAGGACAGUGGAAUGAUGCAAACUGUGCAGUGCAGAUGCCAUUUGUCUGUAUGAAGAAAAUUGACUGAUCGUGGAAACGGACGAGCAAACCUGCAUCACACUUCUGAAAUCCAUAAAGAUAAAUCCAACACUAAUGUUUCUGUUAGUCAAACUUUUAUUUUUUCUAUAAUUGCUCUCUUUCUAAUACACACUGUACUGAGGGGAAGAUGGCAUUGGCAUCCUCAUCACCCUUUAAGGUCUACAAGAAAACUAUGGAGGAAUAUUUUGGACAAAACUAAAUAAAUAUUUAAAUAAACAAAUGUUUUGUGAAAUGUGACAAUAAAA